AUGAAUGAUAAGAUAGACUAUUGUUUUCAAGAGGAUAGACCUGAAACCCCAGCAGAAGAUGAUAAAACCACAGUCAAAGCUAACUAUAAGAAGUGGAUGCAUUCAAACAUGAUGGCUAAGAAUGUUAUUAGGCAGUCUAUGUCCAAAAGCAUUAGAGGAUGCGUGGCUGAGCCGGAAUUUGCUACUGAUGUUCUGGAGGCCGUGUCAGCUAAGUUCAUGGAGAGUGAGAAAGCUGAGAUAGCUAGGCUAAACAAAGAAUAUCAUAGCCUGCAAUACUCAGGAACUGGAGGAGUCAGAGAACAUUUAUUAAAGUUGAUUAAUAUUAACAAUAGGCUUAAAGAGAUGAUGAUGGGAGUACAAGACACCUUGCUGGUGCAUCAUGCACUGGACACACUCCCAAGCAGUUUUGACCAUCUCAGGACUAGCUAUAAUGCUCAAAAGGAAAACUGGACUCUAGAUGAACUAAUAGUCAUUUGUUCUGAUGAGAAGGAGAGGACUAAGAAGCAAACCCCAACUAUUUACCUGCUUGAAAAGCCUAAGAAAAGGAAGUCACAUCCACAACAGAACAAGCUUAAGCCUAACAAGAUCAUCUCUAAGACAUCAGCAACUACAUGGCCAAAGGAUAACAAACCAUUCAGAUUCAAGUGCUACUUUUGUAAGAAAGGGUUCAAAAAGACCAGAACUCCAAGAAGUGAGGAUGUUAGCUUGUGUGUUGGAAACGGGAUGAAGGUGGCAGUAAAAGAUGCAGGAUGUCUUAGGCUUGAUUUAGGAUCUGGAAAAUUUCUAGCUUUGAAUUAA
Messenger RNA from Argentina anserina (silverweed cinquefoil), 798 nucleotides. RefSeq lists its product as uncharacterized. Bases 1 to 798 code for a protein of 265 amino acids. Lineage: Eukaryota; Viridiplantae; Streptophyta; Magnoliopsida; Rosales; Rosaceae. The transcript has 2 exons. The record is from RefSeq and is a predicted model, not a curated record.